Strongyloides ratti is the source of this 321-nucleotide messenger RNA. RefSeq lists its product as hypothetical. The transcript has 2 exons. Bases 1 to 321 code for a protein of 106 amino acids. Lineage: Eukaryota; Metazoa; Nematoda; Chromadorea; Rhabditida; Strongyloididae. The record is from RefSeq and is a predicted model, not a curated record.
AUGCAAAUUAAAAAUAUACUUGGAUUAACAUUAAUUAUUAUAUAUUUUGCAGAAUAUGUAAAAUCUGUGUCACUUUUGGAAGCAUAUGAAAUUCGUAAACGUGUUCGAAAUGAUUUAGAUGCUCCAAGACAUAUAUAUAAAACACCAGAAACAAUUGGAAGAGAUAUUGAAAAUACUCCCAGUUUGUUUAUUGGUGAUGAUGGUGAAUUUUAUAUUGCACCACCACUUAACAAAUUAAAACAGUAUCUAAUAAUAGCUAAAGAAAGAAUUGAUUUUGAAAGAGGAUUUCAUCGAAGACAUAUAUCAAUACAUAAUACAUAA